AUGGAUAGUUGGUAUGUGAGGGAGAUACGCAGGAGAUUCAAAUUAAAUCAAAUUGCAGGCAAGAAGGAUAAUAGGGGAAGUGCUCGAGAUGCGAUAGUGGGGCUGAGAUCGCAGCUAUUGAUGCUCGACAAGAAGGAGGAGCACUUGAAUAAGAAAAUAGACGAAGAAUUAAAGAAGGCCAAGUCAAAUGCCACGACUAACAAACGCCUCGCGACGGCUGCCUUGCGCCAGAAGAAAGCAUUCGAAGGGGAGUUGGAUAGAAUCGCAGGAACGAGACUGACGCUUGAGUCGCAAGUCAAUGCACUCGAAUCUGCCAAUAUGAACCUCGAGACGAUCAACGCUAUGAAGAAGGGCUCGGAUGCUUUGAAAUCAAUACACGGUAAUCUCAAUAUAGACAAGGUGGACAACACGAUGGACAGCAUUCGCGAACAAAUGGAUUUGACCAAUGAGAUCUCUGACGCGAUAUCGAACCCCGUGCAUCACGACCCUGUUGAUGAGGAUGAGUUGAAUGUUGAGCUCGAGCAGCUCGAGCAGGAUGAGCUGAAUAAUAGGCUCUUGGGCGCGGAAAGGGCGCCUAUGCACACACCCGCUGCUGCUCAGACACCCGCUCAACCAGCACAAGCCAGCUCGAGCGGCUAUAUACCACCAGCCCCUUCGAACGCUGCUCCUCCGCACUCUCAAGACCAGGAAGACGACGAGGACGAGGAACUCAGACAGUUACAAGCCCAAUUAGCUAUGUAG
Wallemia ichthyophaga EXF-994 is the source of this 741-nucleotide messenger RNA. RefSeq names its product Vacuolar-sorting protein SNF7. NCBI's taxonomy places the organism in Eukaryota, Fungi, Basidiomycota, Wallemiomycetes, Wallemiales, Wallemiaceae. Gene Ontology annotation, biological process: late endosome to vacuole transport via multivesicular body sorting pathway; vesicle budding from membrane. The coding region runs from base 1 to 741 and encodes 246 amino acids. The transcript is spliced from 2 exons. Gene Ontology annotation, cellular component: multivesicular body; cytoplasmic side of plasma membrane; ESCRT III complex. The record is from RefSeq and is a predicted model, not a curated record.